AUGAUUAAUCCCAGCAUUAAUUACGCGUAUUUAACUGAUGUUGAAAUGCAACUUUUACAACAAUGCGCUUACCAAUUAACUCUUUCGCUUAACGAAUUAACCAAAUCAGCAGUAAAAAAACGUCGUAAUCCACCACGGCCACAAAAUAGUUGGAUAAUUUUCCGAAGAGAUUAUGAAGCGUAUUUACGUUUAUGUAAUCAAAAUGUCAAAUCAAAAGUUAAAGAAACAGCAAAGGAAUGCAGUUUAAAGUGGCGAAAUCUAUCAAGCGAAGUCAAGCAUUUCUUCAAAAUAUUGGAGAAAAUAGCUUGUGAGAAUCAUAAACGUACAUAUCCCAAUUAUAAAUAUAAGCCAAAACAUGCAAAAAAUACAAGCCAUAAAGAAUUUAUUUUUCGAGAACAGAAAAAAUAUGUAUCUAUUUCGCCAACUAAGCUUAGUACAAUAACUUCUAAUUCACCUCAAGAACCAAUACAAAUCAACAGGCCGCCAUAUUUAAUUUACAAUUCACCUCAAGAAACAAUUCAAAUCUACGAGCCGCCAUCUUUAACUUCCAAUUCACCUCAAGAACCAAUACAAACUCAAGAACCAGUACAAAUCGACAGUUCGCCAUCUUUGACUUCCAAUUCACCUAAAGAACCAAUACAAAUUGACAGGCUGCCAUUUUUAACACUAGCAAUUUAUAAUAAUCAAGACUAUACUAAUAACUUUACGACAGGCAUCUAUAACCAACAAGAUUAUAGUAAUGACUUUACAACGACCAUUUAUAAUCAACAAGACUAUACGACAGCAAUCUAUAAUCAACAAGAUUAUACUAAUGAUUUAGCUCAAAAUUCGCUCGACAACACGAAUUUUUCUUCGCUGAAAGUGAUGAAAAUAUCUUCACCUUUAACACAAUCACAAUCACUCACACAACUAUUUAUGACAAAAUAUGAUUCAUGUCAUUUUUAA
Molecule: messenger RNA, 945 nt
Organism: Ambispora gerdemannii
Lineage: Eukaryota; Fungi; Glomeromycota; Glomeromycetes; Archaeosporales; Ambisporaceae
Source: the annotation of a GenBank genome assembly